UAAUGGAUUUAUAAAGAUUAUUAUAUUUCAGUUUCUGUUUUCUGAAAAAUUAAAUAUUCAUUUAAUUAUUGGAAAUAAAAAAGAUGGAGAAACGACAGGAAAUACUGGCUCCGUUUUCUUUUGAAUAUGCCUUUAUACAUUACUAACGUGAAGAUGAGAUGCUGCUGCAAUUGUCACGAGCGGGUCCUAUUUGUUCCCUUCGCGAGUCGAUAUGCGCGAGGACAUUUGAAUAUUGGUUUUCCUAUAUCUUGAUGCAGUUCACGAAAUGCAACAUUCCUUGCACACGAGUAUCAUCUUUUUCGCAAAAGAAUGAGUGUCCGAAUAGUGGGGAAGAUAGCGAAGAAGAUGUAAUAACUGAUUAUUUGGGAUCAUCGCAUUCUGAUUGCGAUCGUAUACCUAUUAUUAAUGGAGAUCUUAGCAGUUUGAAUCUACAUGGAAAUAUAAUUACUGAAACCGGCUACACCAAAGAUAAUACGGAAAAAACAGCUAUUACAAUGUCUGAAGGAACUGAUGAACAACAACAGCAGCAUUCAUUGCUUACACUUGGCACUAAUAAUCAAAUCCAGACUAAUCCUUUGGUACCAAUUAUCAGUGUCACGCCGCAUUCACCUGGUCUUGCUAAGAAUUACCCUGUUUUAGAGGACAACUUGCAACAUCUGCAUGAAAUCCAUGAUUGUAUUCAACGUAUGAGAGAUUUAACGCUGAGCAAUUGGGGAUAUAAUCAUCGCACAUCCCACAAUGAUGUACCUCAACGAUUAACUUCAUCAUGUCCUUCCCUUUGUCCUUUAAUUUCAUCUGAAAUUGCACCACGCUCGAGUAAUAAUGAUACAGGAUCUGAUCCUGAUCUCCUUGUUAAUUGUUCCACCAAUAGUUCUCCUACACAUUUUCCAUCAGUAGGUCCUCGUUCACAGAAUGCACAAGGUAUAGAUAGGAGACGCAGCUGGACUGAUCUAGAAGACACUCGAUGUGGACGUCGCAGAUAUUCUGGACAAAAUCAUCUACAAGCACAAAAUAUGCGACAACGCAGUAUUAGUUUAAGUAGUCUAGACAGUGAAAUGGAAAUAGAAUUACAUGGAAAGUCUUGUACCAGACCUGUAGGAGUUGGCAAUCGAACAUGCAGAUCACAAGCAAGUACUCAUUCUCUCAAUGAAGCUGAUUUAGUACAGAGUGAAUAUCAGAAGAUAAUUACAAAACGAUUCAAAGGUAGUCAAAGAUUAGCAGACAGUAGUGGUUUGAUGCCUGGUCUCACAGGCUCUCGUUUACCUCUUCAGAAAUCUAUUUCAACACCUUCAAUUGUCACACCCCAAGUUAAUGCUCAUUUAGCAGAGACUGUGACUAGGACAACACCAUCACUUAAAACCCGACGUGAAAGAAAUGAAAAGGGUAGUGGAAGUGAGACUGAAACCGAGGAUCUUCACACACCAAACAGCCAUGAAUUUCAUGAAGAUAGAGAAGGCACUCCAAAUGCUCAGAUAUCCCUUGAUGAACUAUUGACUGAUGCAGUUGUAUAUGAUGAUCAUCAUUCAGAAAAAAGUAGAAGAAAACGAGGAUCUAUUUUUUUCCGUAAAAAAAAGGAUAAAAGUGGUAAGAAAACUAGUCAACAACAUUUAUGGACGACAAUAAUGGCAGGACCUCAGGGAAGUUUACUAUGUGAUGUUUGUAUGAAACAUUCAACAAAUAAACCUAUACUUCUACAUUGUGACCAUUGUGGAGUAUCUGUACAUCAAAGUCAAGGAUGUAAAGAUCAACUGGUGCUAGAAUGUAUUAAAUCAAAAAAUCAUUCUAGUAAAGCUGCCAUUAAAACUACAUCAAGCAUAUCCACAACUUCGAGUAGCUAUAAUGUUAAAAGAGGGUCUACUGCAUCAUUACCAUUACCAUUAUCAUCUGGAAGUGGAAGUCAAACAAUAAAUGAGGAAAAAGAUGGAGAUGGACAACAUCGUGAUAUAUCUAGUGGAUUAGAAGGAUUUGAUCUUGGAGAUGAUGCUUAUCAAUUUACUGUGGGUGAUUUGGAAGGUUUGGAUCCUGAAUUGGGUCUAGCUAAAGAAGAACCUGAUUCCUGGAGUACCGCCAUUGGACAUAAUAUCGCAUUGCGAUUAGUUGAUAAUUGUGAAAGAAAAGUAAAAAGACAAGAACAUAUUUAUGAGUUUGUACUUACGGAAAAACAUCAUUGUUUAGUACUUCUCGCUAUGGAAAGAAUCUUUGCGGAAGGUCUUCGACGUCACUUUCGUUUAGGUCAACCAGAUUUAGAACGCAUGUUCCCAAGAUUACGUGAUCUCAUUGAUAUUCAUUUACGAUUUUUACAAAAAUUACGUAAGCGACAAAAUACAAAUCCUGUUGUUCCUACAAUCGCUGAUAUAUUAGUAGAUCAAUUUUCUGGAGAGAAUGCGCAACGUAUGAAGAGUGCCUAUGGAGAAUUCUGUAGUCGUCAUAGAGAUGCUGUUGAAGCUUACAAAUAUUAUUUACGUCAUGAUCCUCGAUUUGCACGAUUCGUACGUCAAUGUCAGUCACAUCCUUUGUUAAAAAAGAAAGGAAUUCCUGAGUGUAUCCUAUUUGUAACUCAACGUUUAACGAAGUAUCCAUUGUUAGUUGAACCACUCAUAAAAACGGGUAUUGCACAAGAAGAAGGUGAAGAUUUACGUAAAGCUUUGAGUCUUGUUAAAGAAAUUUUAGCCGAUGUGGAUGCAUGUGUUGCUGAUAAAGAAAGAGAAGAUAGAAAAUUAGAAAUUUAUAAUAAAAUUGAUGCAAAGUCUUUUGCAACUUAUCGUGGUACCAAGUUCAAAAAAUCAGAUAUCAUGGCAUUUAAUAGAAUUUUAAAAUUUGAAGGUACUGCAUAUUUAAUGCAAGGUCGUGGAAAAAUGACUGCCAUUGUAGUAGUUGUUCUUUCUGACAUAUUAUUUUUUUUGGCUGAAAGAGAUCAGAAAUAUGCAUUUUUUGUGCCUGACAAUAAGGCUGGUAUAGUAUCACUUCAAAAAUUACUGGUUCGUGAAAAGGCUGGUCAAGAAUCUAGAGGUAUUUAUUUAAUAAGUAGUAAUCCAGCUGAACCUGAAAUGUUUGAAUUAAAAAUUCAAAAACCUAAAGAUAAACAAUUAUGGAUACAAGCAAUUAGAUCAGCAGUUGAAGCCUGUCCACAAGAAUUUGAAAAUGAAAUUGAUACAUUAACUGAAAAUAAUAAUAAUAAUGAAAUAAGAGAUACACGUUCCUCUUCUAUAUCGUUUCUUUCUGUUGAAGAAAGACAACGUUUAAUUAAAAUUAAAGAGUCACAUGUUCUUAAGAUAAUUGGUGAACUACGUAAAAAAGAUGCAGAACAAGCAUUAUUACUUGAAGAAAAAAUCAACUUACAAAUGCAACUUUUACAUGCUGCAAAUAUUUGGAGUGCAAGUGAAAAUAGUGAUAAUGAAAGAAUAGAAAAAGUUGACAAAGAAAUUCUAGAUUAUACUAGAUUAGUUCAUAAUGAAGGAACAGAUUCUACACAGUUACGACAAGAGGUGGUUGCAGCUAUUCAAGAAGCAACAAAACUUGCUAGCUCAUUAUCUUUUACUGCUGGUGGUGCUACUCUUUCGAGAAGUUUGAGUUCUGCAGGAGAACGACAUAGUGAAGCCUAUGUUCCAUCUGCUCUUUGUGUUCCUCGAAGAGCUGAAACAUUUGCGGGAUUUGAUCAUAACAAAGAAAAAUAUCCAUUACGAGAAUCUGCAAUUCAUUCCGUAAUUUCUCUUCCAAAAGUUAGUGAAUUUAUGAAAGAAAAUUUAGAUGAAAAAGAAAGUCAAGAUACAGAAAUAAAUAAAGAUCAACAAUGGGCAGCAAUUCGUUUAUCUCAUCAUGUUUAUAGGUUGGUCUGUAUAAUUAGUAAUCAAAUGACAACAGUUGAUAGUCUACAAGCUCAAUUAGCUGCAUAUAAAGAAGGAAGUAUGGGUAAAUCAAAUAAUAGACCUAAUCCAAAUCGACAGUUAGAAGAAUUACGUAACUUACAAGAUCAGUUAAGUCGAGAAAAAGCAGCAUUUCGUUCUGCAUCUCAACAAGAACAAAAACAAUUAGAAGAAGAACGGACUGAAUUGGCAAGGCAACGAGAACAACUGGCAGCAGAGCAAAGAGAUGUUACACAGCAACGAGAUCAAUUAUACCGACGACUCGAAGCAUUAGAACGACAAGGAGUGACAUUAGUUACAGGUUCUGCACCUACUUCUACAACUAUUCAUUUAUCUCAUUUGACGCAAGGAAAUGAUACUGUACAAACACGAAAAUCACAACCAGAUGCUAAAAGAAUACCAUUAAAUUUAAUUAGUGCUACUAAUCAACAAAAAGUGCAAAGUAAUCUUCCUGUCAAACAACAAUUGCCUUUAAAACUUGCUAGUGGAAGCAACAAUAAUAGAAGUGGAAGUACAAGUAAUAAUAGUCCCGAUCGACAUUCGCGAACGGGAAGUAGUCCGGCAAUUGUUACUGGGUCUACGUAUUCUUCACCAGAAUUAGGAAAUAAUCAUGCUGGAACGAGUCAUUCCUCGAAUCGUUCACUUCGAAUUACACGAUCGCCUCCAGAAUAUCCACAUCAACAACAGCAUCAACGAACAGAACAGCAACAACCUUUGGAGGAAGAAGUAAUUUUUUUCUGACGUUUCUUUCGUUUUGGUCGGAAACAUUCUCGAUCUUCUCGUCCUACAACUGGCGAAGCUACUCCAACUUCCACGUUAACUCCCUCCCGAAAUCAAUCAAAAGAUGCUCAACCUAGAAGUCGUGUAAAGUCAUUUUGACUUUCAACAUUUUCUCGGUAAGAAUUUUGAAUUAUUUUCUUCAUAAUUAUUAUUAAUUUCAAUUUUUCUUCUUCAUAUUGUCUUUAUAUUUUUUUUUUAUUUGUUUCUAAUAUUUUCUUUUUACUUAUUGGUAUUUUUUCUCUUUUAUUUCUUUUUUCUUUUCUUAACAAUUUUAUCUAUAUUGUAUAUCGAAAUACAAUAUAGUACACAAGUGAUGCAUUUAAGGUGUCCAUAAUAAUAGUGCGACGAUUAAUAAAAAAAGAAUAUACAUAUUAUUUUCAAUAUAAAAUUAAAUAAAGAAUAAUGUUACUUUUCAACUGCUACUGAAGGCAAUAAUAUAAUUUUUAUGCAAAUUCUCACAAAAUCUAUUAUAUAAAAAAAGAAUAACUAUAAAAUAUAUGGACAAAUAAAAAAAUAACAAUUAGUACUCAGAAAUAUUUGCGGGAAAAAAAUAUUAAAAUGGCUUAGUGAGAUAGAUCAGCCGAUCUUGUUGAAUCCUUAUUCGUUAUGUUAUUAAGCCGACUGACAAUUUUAGAAACAUGAUUUUAGACGAAUCUUUUAAGCAAAUCUGUUGCAAUUUGCUGAAUACAAGAUAGAAAAAAUACAUUAUUAGAAUUGCAUAUACAUGGAUGUGUAUAUAGAUAUACUUUUUCAUGACAUAUGUAUGGCAUUACUUGUACGUAUGUUGAAAACGAAAAUGUGUGAAAAUAUGAAUGAAAAAAGAAAAAAUAAUAAUUCGUAUGUAACAUUUGUGACACGUACAUGUGUGUGUUUGUAAAUGUGAAUGCAUGUAUGUGUACGAAUGCCUGAGUGACCGCGGUAGCUAUUCUUAUACUGUAACUUUAAAAGUAUUUUAAUACGUGCUAAAACGACGGAUAAGAUCUAUUAUUAUCAAUACAUUGCUGUUACAUGUGCCAAGCCACAGAUUAAAAUCAUUAAUUUUUUGAAUAUCAUUACAUCAUUCCAUUAAUAAAUAUGUAUAAGUCGUUUUUUUUAAUUUAACAAAAUCAAUAGCAAUCCAAACUACAUUUUAUAUUUUACAUCUUUCUUCGAGAUUAUUCACUGCCAUUAUCAUUAAUCUGUAAUUUUUUUCUUUUCUUCUUUUUUAAGUAAUAUAACAAACUAUUUUAUUUAUUGCAUUAUAUAUAUUAAAAUCGGCGAUAAUUUUUGAUUGCUUAAACUAUUUUAUUUAUACGAGACUUUCUUUGUGAAGAAAGUUUUUGAAUAUUUUGAAAGUAAAAUUUAUUCUAGAGAAAGUAUUCUUUAAAAAUUGAUCAUACUGCACGUUUAAGAUAUUAGAUAAGAAAUCUCGAAUGUGGUUCUAGAAUAUAAAUCAUUAUAUUUUUUGUUUUAGUAUAUAUGUAUGUUUAGAUUUUGCACGUAUUUGCCUCAAAAGAUGCUGUAACGUGCAAUAUGAUCGAAUAGAACAGCGUCGUCGAGGCACGAUAAAAAUAAAAUAUAUAACUAAUUAAUUUAUCUUCGUAAGAAAACAUAAUACUAUCAAUUUGUCUCAAUUUUGUCUCAAUCGCAUACACACACAAUCGUGGUGACAAUAGUUCUUAAAAGUAUUUCCGUAAGGUUUAAAGAUUAUGAAAAAAAAAAAAAAUUUAAUUCUUAUAAGUCUAUAAAAAAAAAAAAAAAAAAAAAAAAAAAAAAAAAAAAGAAAAAAAUAC
This is a messenger RNA of Apis laboriosa (Himalayan honeybee), 6415 nucleotides long. RefSeq names its product A-kinase anchor protein 13 (gene cyst). The transcript is spliced from 19 exons. Gene Ontology annotation, biological process: regulation of Rho protein signal transduction. NCBI's taxonomy places the organism in Eukaryota, Metazoa, Arthropoda, Insecta, Hymenoptera, Apidae. Bases 159 to 4604 code for a protein of 1481 amino acids. The record is from RefSeq and is a predicted model, not a curated record. Gene Ontology annotation, molecular function: guanyl-nucleotide exchange factor activity.